AUGGCUGCCCAUACUCCAAGAUGUCUGGUCAGAGGGUCGAUCAAUAUUGAUGAAUUCUUCUCACUUCCUCAUAUCGUUCUCCCUGGCGAGACCAUCUCAUCGACCCGAUAUGCCAAACGUGCAGGGGGUAAAGGGGCUAAUCAAGCAUAUGCUUGUGCUCAGGCUGGAGGAGGGGUGGAUAUGGAUGGUUGCAUUGGAAGUGAUGGUAUAUGGGUGAAAGAUAUGUUACAAAAGGCUGGAGUGGGGGUUGAUCGAGUUCGUUUGAUCGAACAUGAAGUGAGUCAACCCAUGUCAAAUUUCGGCGAAAAGACUAAGGAUAGGUUACGGGAAGAGCCAUUAUUCAACUUUCCACAGAUGGCGAAAACUCUAUCGGUGCUCCUUCAUGCAGGAGCGAAUGCAAAUAUACCAUCUUCCGAUACCUCCCCCGACGUUUCUUCCUACACACAUUUAUUGGUACAAAAUGAAAUACCUCUAUCUUCCACUUUGACAUAUUUAUCAUUAGGCUUGAUCAAUAUUUUCAACCCUUCACCUAUGCUUUCACCAUCUGAACUCCGUACAUUUCCUUGGGCUUCUCUCACUUGGCUCAUCGUCAAUCAGGGGGAAUUAGCUUAUCUCCUUUCCGCCCUCUCCGACCAACCUUUCGCGAUGAGUGAUAACACGUCAGAGGCGGUGAACGGACAGUUGAGGACAUUACACUGCACGAAGGGUUUUGAGAAAGUAUCCGUGAUUUGUACAUUAGGAGCGGAUGGGAUAGCGUACUUACUCCCUCUGGAAGACGAGGGAGAAGUGAGAAGAAUGUCAGCGGGAAGAGUGGAAGGUGGAGUGAAGGAUACGACAGGUGCAGGGGAUACUUUUACUGGUUAUUUCGUUGCUGGUUUGAUGGCCUGUCUAGAGCUUGAUGAGAUUUUAAGAAAUUGUAUGACGGCUUGCGCGAUAUGCGUAGAGAGAUCAGGAGCAAUGGAAAGCAUUCCCACAAAAGUCGAGGUUCUAGAACGGCAGGCUAGUCAAAAGACCAACCAGACUUAACGACCACAGCGUAAUGUCGCUACGACCAACAACUAAGUACCGACACAUAAGUAAGCAUGCACAUGGUUCAUCUGACACUCCACAUUCUCUAUUAUCGCUUAUAUCAUCUCUAGGGCUAUCCAACAUGAUAAUUAUCUACGCAUGAUGCAUUCAUUGAAUGAAUG
Messenger RNA from Tremella mesenterica DSM 1558, 1190 nucleotides. RefSeq lists its product as uncharacterized. The transcript is spliced from 4 exons. The record is from RefSeq and is a predicted model, not a curated record. Gene Ontology annotation, biological process: D-ribose metabolic process. NCBI's taxonomy places the organism in Eukaryota, Fungi, Basidiomycota, Tremellomycetes, Tremellales, Tremellaceae. Bases 1 to 1026 code for a protein of 341 amino acids. Gene Ontology annotation, molecular function: ribokinase activity.